AUGUCGGACGUGUCGGAAGAGGUCCGGAACGCCGCCAAGGCGGUCCCCGCGGCCAUGAUGGUUGUGUACGUCGCCAACUCUGUCCCCGUCUUCCCCAUCCUCAUCACCCUCUGCUACCACAUGCCGGACACCACCGUGGCCUUGGCCGACAACACCACCUACCCAGCCGUGUACGUGUUGAAGCGGAGCAUGAACAUGGUCUGGUCAUUGUCUGUGCCUUUGUGCACUAUAUUUUUAGAGGGGGGCAUUGUUAUCAGGGGCCUGUUGUGCUGGUUGAGGGGAGAAGAAUCUCAAGCAGCAGUCGCCAAGUAG
This is a messenger RNA of Ustilaginoidea virens, 312 nucleotides long. RefSeq lists its product as uncharacterized. Lineage: Eukaryota; Fungi; Ascomycota; Sordariomycetes; Hypocreales; Clavicipitaceae. The transcript has a single exon. The coding region runs from base 1 to 312 and encodes 103 amino acids. The record is from RefSeq and is a predicted model, not a curated record.